AUGUAGAAAUUAUAGUAAGUUGAAGAUAAUCAGUUACUUACAAAUAAAUAGACUGCAAAACCUAAUUAAGCAAUUGAAUCUCUAGUAACUUAGAAGAUGGUUCCCUAUAAAGAACUUUAUAGAUAUGCAACAUAGUCAGAUAAAUUAUUAAUUUCGAUUGGUAUCUUAGCAUCUAUAGGGAAUGGAGUAAUAAUGCCAAUGUUUUCUGUUAUAUUUGGUGACAUGACUGAUGCAUUUUCAGGAGAGGAUCCAGAUAAAAUGAUUAGUGCAGCUGGAUAAUGUGCUAUGUAUUAAUAAAUAAUAUAUAUUAUAGAUGGUUCUUAGUUUUAGCAGGAUGUGCAUGGUUACUUUCAUUUUUAAGUUUCACUACAUUUAUGAUAUCAGGAGAAAGAUAGAGUAUAAGAAUGAGAAAAGAAUAUUUUAGUGCAAUUCUAAGAUAAGAAGUAGGAUGGUUUGAUUCUAUAAAUCCAAAUGAAUUAAACACUAAAGUAGCAGAUGAAACAUUUGCUGUAGAAGAUGCUAUUAAAGAGAAAGCAGGAACUUUUAUUAUUACUUUUUCAACAUUUAUAUGUGGAUUUAUAAUAGGAUAUUCAUAGUAUUUAUAAAAUAUUAAAAAUAAUUAGUGGAUGGUAACUAGCUUUGGUGAUUACUGCAGCUAUGCCAUGUUUAGCUAUUUCAGUAGUUAUAAUGACAGUCGUAGUGAUGAAAUCUAUUAAAGCCACUUAGGAAUGUUACUCUACAGCUGCUGCUGAAUCUGAAUAAACUUUAAAUGCGAUAAAAACGGUCAAAAUGUUAGAUGGAGAAGAUUUUGAAUGUGAGAAAUAUUCAAGAUAACUAAUUGUGGCAGCCAACACAAAUGUAAAAUAUAGUUUAUUAUCUGGUAUGGCUUUGGGAUCGAUUUUUGCAUUCAUGAUUUGGACAUACGCAUUAGGAUUUUAUUAUGGAGCUAAAUUAAUAUCUGAUUAAGUGAUGAACUCUAAUACUGGAAUGAUUUAUACAGUUGGAGAUGUUAUGACAGGUUUCUUUGCUAUUUUGAUGGGUAGCUUUUCAAUCGGAUAAGCUGGUCCAUGUUAUUAAGCAUUUGCAAAAGGAAAAGUAGCUGGAGCAUAGAUCUUUUUCAUUAUAGAUCGUAUUCCAAAAAUAUUGAAUCCAAUUAAUCCAAAACCAUUAAAAAAUUUUAAUGGUGAAAUUACUAUUCAAGAUGUUGAUUUCUUUUAUCCAAGUAGACCAGAUACAUAAAUUUUAGAUAAAUGUUCUUUAAAAAUACCAUAAGGAAAGAAAGUAGCACUUGUUGGAGAAAGUGGUUGUGGAAAGUCUACAAUUUUAUAAUUAAUAGAAAGAUUUUAUGAUGUAAAUGAAGGAAAAGUUUUAGUUGGUUAAGAUUAGAUAGAUGUAAGGGACUUAGACUUAAAAGAAUAUAGAACUUAAAUAGGUUUAGUUGGAUAAGAACCUAUGUUAUUUGCAACUAGUAUUAGAGAUAAUCUAUUAUAUGGCAAAACUGAUGCUACUGAAGAAGAAUUAAUAUAAGCAUUGAAAAAAGUAAAUGCUUGGGAUUUUAUUAAUAAAAUGGAUAAAGGACUAGAUACUUAUGUUGGAAUGGGUGGAAGUUAAUUAAGUGGUGGUUAAAAGUAAAGGAUUGCAAUAGCCAGAGCAAUACUUAAAAAGCCUAAAGUUUUAUUAUUAGAUGAAGCAACAAGUGCAUUAGAUAGAACAAAUGAAAAGUUGAUAUAAGAGACUCUUGAUGAAGUAUCACAAGGUAUUACUACUAUAGUUAUUGCUCAUAGAUUGAGUACAAUUUAAAAUGCUGAUAUUAUUUAUGUAUUUGCAGGUGGAAAAGUAGUAGAAGUAGGUACUCAUUAAGAACUUAUGAAUUUACAUGGGAAAUAUGAAUAAUUGGCAAAAAAUCAAAUUACUUCACAUAAAAAAUAAUAAUAGAAAUUAGAAAAUAAUUUUUAAGCUAAUUAGAAUAAUCAAUAAUAAUAAUAAGAUUUAUUUGAUCAAUAAGAUAUAGAUGUAAGUUCUGUUUUGUCUGUUAAUCAAUUUGAUAAAGAAUAACCAAAUGUUUUUGAUUAAGCCAUAAAGGAAAUAAAAGAUAUUAAACAUUUAAAUAAUCAAUUUAAAAAUAAAGAUCAGAAUAAUUUUUAAGAAAUGAAAACUUAAAGUUCUUAAAAUGAUUCUAAUGAUGCUUAAAUUAUGUCAAGAUUAUUUAGUUAUGGAAAAGAAGAAAGAUGUUUUUUGAUAUUAGGAUUAUUAUCAGCUGUUCUUAAUGGUUGUAUAUUCCCAUGUUUUUCUUUAUUUUUCUCUGAUAUGAUUACUUUACUUGUAGAAAGUGAUCCUAAUCUAUACUCUAAUAAUUAAAUUAGAGAUCAAUAGAUGGAUAAAGUUAAGAGUGAUUCUUCAGAUAUAGCAUUAUGGUUUUUCUUGUUUGGUUUAGGAUUUUUAGUGUUCUAAUCUUUAGAAAACUUCUUUUUAUCAAUUGUUGCUGAGAAUUUAACUAUGAAAUUAAGAAAUUUUACAUUUAGAAAAUUACUUAAAAUGCCUAUUUCUUUCUUUGAUAAACCUGAAAAUAAUGCUGGAACAUUAACAUCUAGAUUAAGUGUAGAUUGUAAAACAGUUUAGAGUUUGACUUCUACUAUUAUUGGAUUUAAAUGUUAGAAUGCUUCUGCUCUAAUUUGUGGUAUGGCAAUCGCAUUUUCUUCAAGUUGGGCUUUAACUUUGAUAGUUUUAGCUACUGCACCAUUCAGAUUUAUUGGUAUGAAAUUAAGAGCAAAAUAUAUGGGCACUUUGAGUGUUUCUAGUAAAGUAGAUACAUUUAAGGAUGCUGGAAAUCUAAUAAUGGAGGCAGUAACAAAUAUUAGAACUGUAUUUUCUUUUGGAAAUGAAAACAUAAUUUUAGAUGUAUUUUAAUAAUAUUAUAAUUUAGGAUUACACUAAAAAAAUUUAAGGACCUUUAAAAGAAUGUGUAUCUAAAGGUCUAUAAGCAGGUAGUGCAUUUGGAUUUUCAUAAAUGUAACCUAUGCUCAUCAAUGCAAUAGUAUUCUAUUGUGGAGCUUUAUUAGUAAAAUAUUAAGGUUUGGAUGUAAAUGAUAUGUUCAGGGCAAUCUUUGGAAUCACAUUUGCAACAAUGGGUGGUGCAAGAGACUCUCAUUUUGUAGGUGAUGUUGAUAAAGGAAGAGUUGCAGCUGGAAAUAUAUUUGAGAUUUUGGAUUCUAUUGAUGAAUUCUAAAUUGAAGAAUGUAAAUAUUGACAUAUUAUAUUAAGAAAAAUAAUUUAAAAGGUUAAAGACUUAAAUAAAAGGAAAUAUAGAAUGUAUAAAUUUAACAUUUAAAUAUCCAACUAGAGAGAAGAAUGUUUUUACUAAUUUAAGUUUGACUAUUCCUUCUGGAUAAAAAGUUGCAUUUGUUGGUUCAAGUGGUUGUGGCAAAUCAACUAUUAUGUAAAUGCUUAUGAGAUUUUAUGAUCCAGAUUAAGGAUAAAUAUUAGUUGAUGGAUUAGAUAUUAGAGAUUAUGAUAUAAGACAUUUAAGAAAAUAAUUAGCAAUUGUCUCAUAAGAACCAGUUCUAUUUAAUGGAACUAUUAAAGAAAAUAUACAAUAUAAUAUUAAUGAUGUCAGUAUGUAAUAAAUUGAAGAGGUUGCUAAAAAGGCUAAUGCUUAUGAUUUUAUUAUUAAUGACUAAUUUGAAAAUGCUUCUGAUGAAAAAUAAUAAGAUUUUGGCAAAGGAUUUCAUAAAAGAGUAGGACCUAAAGGAUCAUAGAUUUCAGGAGGAUAAAAAUAAAGAAUUGCUAUAGCUAGAGCAGUUCUUAGGAAUGCUAACAUACUUUUAUUAGAUGAAGCAACAAGCGCUUUGGAUGCUAAAUCAGAAGAGAUUGUUUAAGAGAGUCUUAAUAACAUAAUGAAAAAUAAUACUACUUUAUCUAUAGCUCACAGAAUUUCGACUAUUAAAGUAAAAUAUCUCAUUAUAUAUAUUUAGGAUUCUGAUAUCAUCUAUGUGUUUGAUAAUGGUAUGAUUGUAGAGCAAGGUAAUUACAAUUAUUUGGUUGGUCUCAAAUAAUUCUUUUAUAGAAUGGAGAAAGGUAUAGCUAUUGCCUCUACGAAGAAUUCUUGA
Messenger RNA from Paramecium pentaurelia, 4106 nucleotides. Lineage: Eukaryota; Ciliophora; Oligohymenophorea; Peniculida; Parameciidae. The record is from the annotation of a GenBank genome assembly.